Molecule: messenger RNA, 1434 nt
Organism: Cylindrotheca closterium
Lineage: Eukaryota; Bacillariophyta; Bacillariophyceae; Bacillariales; Bacillariaceae
Source: the annotation of a GenBank genome assembly
AUGUUGGCACAAGGAUUUUCUAUUUCUCGUCGAACAGCAACAGCAGCAACCACAGCAGCAGCCACAAGUCUAAGGUGGCGGUUGCAACCCACCUACAAUCGACCACUAUCUAGCACAUCAUCAGAAUCAUCAUCAGAAUCAUCACCCACGACAGAGAGUGAUGAGGACCAGCAACACCUUAUUGAAAGGCUCAAGAGAAAACAAGCCAAAGCCGCCGCCAAAGCCAAGGCCAAACGACAAAAAUUCCUUGGAUUGGCCAAGGCGGUCGAUCGCGGUCAAUUCAGUGUCACCUAUCAACCAGGUGGUCCCAAUGGAGAUGCCUUUCAAAAUAAAUCGGGAUUGCCCACGUUAUCGCUGCCGUUUACAGUGUUGGGCAUUGAGAGCUCGUGUGAUGACACGGGAGCCGCUGUGGUCCGAAGCGAUGGGAUCAUUCUCGGAGAAGCCUUGGCCAGUCAGGCGGAGAUUCACGAAGAGUGGGGAGGAGUUGUACCGGGAUUGGCCAAGACGGCACACGAAGAGAAUUUGGAUCAAGUCAUUGAACUGGCGUUAUCAAGAGCCAAUUUGACUAUCGAUGAAGUGGACGCGAUUGGAGUGACCGUGGGUCCAGGAUUGGAAAUUUGUUUGCGAGUUGGAUGCAACCGGGCCAAAGAGCUUGCCAUUCAACACAAGAAACCAUUUGUGGGAAUUCAUCAUUUGGAAGCUCACAUUCUAAUGGCGCGAUUGGAAAAUCCAGAUUUGCAAUUUCCCUUUUUGUCACUUUUAGUAUCGGGAGGACACUGUCAAAUAUUAAAAUGCAUGGGAAUUGGUAGAUAUUCCGUGAUUGGGGGAACCUUGGAUGAUUCGCUGGGAGAAGCCUUUGACAAGACAGCACGAUUAUUGGGAUUACCGGUCGGUGGAGGUGGUGGCCCAGCCGUUGAAAAGCUUGCUUUGGAAGGAAACCGGACGGCCGUUCCUUUGACCGUCCCAUUGUUGCAACGAAAAGAUUGUGACUUUAGCUAUGCGGGAUUAAAGACAAAUGUUCGAAGAGCGGCCGAGAAACUUGUCAUGGAACGAGGAGUAGAGCUACCAUCGGAGCUACCGAGGGGAGACAAAGCUGACAUUGCUGCAUCCUUUCAGCACAUUGCCAUUCGUCACUUGGAACAUAGACUGAAACGAGCGAUUUCAAAUGUUGAAGACGAAGAAAUCAAGACAUUGGCCUUAGUGGGAGGAGUUGCAGCAAACAUGGAACUUAGAAGCCGAUUGGAGGAAUUGUGUGAAAACCAUGGCUGGAGUUUAGCCGUACCUCCGCCAAGAUUGUGCACGGAUCAAGGUGCAAUGAGUGCAUGGGCUGCCGUGGAACGAUUGAAGCUCGGAAGCUCAGAUGAACCCGAUGGUCAAGAUGUCUAUGCGAGGUAUCCCUUCUCACUCAGUGCAGAGAAUAAUCAAGACUCAUAA